AUGGACCUCCAGCAGCUCUUAGCUUCUGAAAAGGAGGUUCCCAUGGUGAAGCAGGAAUGGAGCCCCAUUUGGGUCCAGGAGGUGCCAGAGGCCCCAUGCGUCAAAGAGGAAGAGGAGGAACUUAGGACCAGUCGGGAGGAAGAGCAGCUUCAGCGACCAGAGGAGGCUUGUAUAACCAAUUUCCCAUUCACCUCUGUGCCUGUGGAGAACUGCGGUAAAGCUUUUACUAGAAGAGCACAUAUGAAUAAACACAUGAUAAUACAUACAGGGAAGAAACCUUUUUGUUGCUCGGUCUGUGGGAAGAGCUUUGCUUCAAGAGAAAAUAUGCAGGAUCACAUGAGCAUACAUACAGGAGAAAAGCCUUUCAGUUGUUCUGUCUGCGGUAAAGGGUUUUCUAGAAGAGGAUGUAUGCUGAUGCACAUGAAUAAACAUACAGAUGAGAAACCCUUUAGUUGCUCAGUCUGUGGUAAAGUGUUUUCUCGAAAAAAUUAUGUGCCUUUGCAUAUGAGAAUACAUACAGGGGAGAAACCUUUUACAUGCUCAGACUGCGGCAAAAGGUUUUCUCAAACAAGUAAUUUACGCACGCACAUGAGAAUGCAUAAAGGGGAGAAACCUUUUAGAUGCUCAGACUGCGGCAAAAGGUUUUCUCGAAUAGGUAAUUUACAUAUACACCUGAGAGUACAUACAAUGGAGAAACCUUUUACAUGCUCCGACUGUGGUAAAGGUUUUACUAGAAGAGCACAUAUGAAUACACACAUGAUAUUACAUACAGGAGAGAAGCCUUUUUGUUGCUCGGUCUGUGGGAAGAACUUUGCUUCAAAAGAAAGAAUGCGGACUCACAUGAUCGUACAUACAGGAGAGAAACCUUUUUAUUGUUCAGUCUGUGGUGAAGCUUUUGCUAGAAAAGUUUAUGUUACUACACACAUGAGAAAACAUACAGAGAAGAAACCUUGA
Messenger RNA from Lampris incognitus (smalleye Pacific opah), 954 nucleotides. RefSeq names its product gastrula zinc finger protein XlCGF7.1-like. The transcript is spliced from 4 exons. Bases 1 to 954 code for a protein of 317 amino acids. NCBI's taxonomy places the organism in Eukaryota, Metazoa, Chordata, Actinopteri, Lampriformes, Lampridae. The record is from RefSeq and is a predicted model, not a curated record.